Messenger RNA from Branchiostoma belcheri (Belcher's lancelet), 690 nucleotides. RefSeq names its product multiple myeloma tumor-associated protein 2-like. The transcript has a single exon. The record is from RefSeq and is a predicted model, not a curated record. Bases 112 to 609 code for a protein of 165 amino acids. NCBI's taxonomy places the organism in Eukaryota, Metazoa, Chordata, Leptocardii, Amphioxiformes, Branchiostomatidae.
ACGGGCAACGGAACGCCUCCAGCCGAGAACAAGCCCACGUUACAUCGUUGGACUGUGCGUUUGGUUCCGUGUGGGAUUUUCCCUUAUGGAUGCGUGAUUCGGUCGACUUCGAUGAGUUCUACAUCCGGGAAGAUGCCCAGCUCCGAUCGGCCGCGGCGUCGGGACCGAAGCGAUUCGCAUCAAGAGUCCGAGACCCGUCCCGACGGAGAACAUGGCCGAAGCCAGAAGAGACGUGAGCGGGCGGAGAAGCAGCAACAGUCGGUCGUGGCGUCCGACUCGCUGGACGCCGAAGCCAAGGCCCGAAGGCGGAAGGAACGCAGCAAGGCGAAGCUUCAGAAGCGACGACACCGCCGUGCCAAGCGAUCCAAGGAAAAACAGGAGCAGCAAACAAGAGAGGAUGGAGAGAGAAAGGACUCGACUGACUCUCAGGUAAAACCAUUGGUUGAAUAUGAUGACAUCAGUUCAAACUCAGCAGGAUUUGAUUCGGACGAAGGGGUUAUCAUCACCCCACCCCGUGUGGAAAAACCUCCAAGGCCCCCAGUCCUAGACCAGAGCAUAGAGAAUCUCAUUCAAGAUCAAGCACUGCCAGCAAAGAGGCAACAAGAUUAAAAGAACGACAUAAAGACUCUCCUAAAAACUAAAGACAAAGACAGGGAAAGAAGAAAAGAAAAGGAGAAACUUCAAAAAGCA